Salvelinus namaycush (lake trout) is the source of this 2683-nucleotide messenger RNA. Its product is annotated as protein Hook homolog 1-like. Gene Ontology annotation, cellular component: cytoplasm; centrosome. Lineage: Eukaryota; Metazoa; Chordata; Actinopteri; Salmoniformes; Salmonidae. Gene Ontology annotation, molecular function: dynein light intermediate chain binding; microtubule binding. Gene Ontology annotation, biological process: cytoskeleton-dependent intracellular transport; cytoplasmic microtubule organization. The coding region runs from base 1 to 2151 and encodes 716 amino acids. The record is from RefSeq and is a predicted model, not a curated record. The transcript has 22 exons.
AUGGAGACUGACAAAGUGGUGUUGUGUGAGAGCCUUGCUAUAUGGCUCCAGACCUUCAACACUGCAGCACCAUGUACGACUGUAGAGGAGCUGACCACUGGAGCUGCCAUUUCUCAGGCCCUGCAUCAGAUAGAUCCAGCGUGGUUCAGUGAGAGUUGGCUCGGUCGCAUUAAAGAAGAUGUUGGGAAUAACUGGAGACUGAAGAUGAACAACCUGAAGAAGAUCCUUCAGAUGAUGGUGGAUUACUACAAUGAGGUCCUGAGCCAGCAGAUCCAGGAGUUUCCCCUGCCUGACCUGGUGAAGGUGGCAGAACACUCAGACCCUGUAGAACUGGGACGACUGCUGCAGCUCACACUGGGCUGUGCUGUCAAAUGUGAACGCAAGCAAGAGUACAUCCAGAUCAUCAUGACUCUGGAGGAGUCCGUACAGCAUGUGGUGAUGACAGCCCUUCAGGAGCUGAUGAGUAAAGAGAACAUGGCCCAGUUUGGAGCAGAGCCACCGGGGGACGUAGAAUCACAGUUGAAGAAGGCUCUCGAGGACCUGGCAGAUCUGAUGGCAGAAAAGGAGGAGCUAGCCCAGCGCUGUCAGGAGCUUGACGUACAGGUGACGGUCCUUCAGGAGGAGCGUAACAGCCUAUUAGCUGAGAACGACGUGCUGACGGACCGAGCCAAUCAGCUGGACUCGUUUGAUAACCCGAGCACGCCCUCCGGACGGAAACACAGCCAGCUACAGAUACAGCUAGAGACACUACAGGAGGAGAACUUCAGGCUAGAGGCAGCUAAGGAUGACUACCGUAUCCACUGUGAGGAGUUGGAGAAGCAGCUGAUCGAGGUUCAGCAUCGUAACGACGAACUCACCAGCCUGGCCGAGGAGUCACGAGCACUUAAAGACGAACUCGAUAUCCUCAGGAGCUGUUCGGACCGUGCUGUGAAGCUGGAGGCGUCAGCGAAGACAUACAGGCGUAAACUGGAGGACCUGGGAGAUCUGAGAAGACAAGUCAAACUGCUGGAGGAGAAGAACAUGACCUACAUGCACAACACUGUCAGUCUGGAGGAGGAACUACGCAAGGCUAACACUGCCCGCGCACAGCUAGAGACAUACAAGAGACAGGUCCAGGAGCUGCACCGGAAGUUGUCAGAGGAGUCUCGGCGGGCAGACAACCUGGCUUACGAAAAGAAGAAGUUUGAAGAGAAACAUGACGCCGUGAUGAGGGAGAAAGAGAGGAUCAUCAUUGAGCGAGACUCUCUGAAGGAGACCAAUGAGGAGCUGCGAUGUAACCAGGCUCAACAGGACCAGCUCCUACAAGCAGGUAGGAUGCCAGCUGGUAGUCCAACCCAUGAUAACCUUGCUGCUGAGAUCCUACCUGUAGAGUACAGGGAGAAGUUUAUCCGGCUCCAGCAUGAGAAUAAGAUGUUACGUGUGCAGCAGGAGGGAUCAGAGAAUGACAAGAUCUCUGAACUACAGACACUGCUAGAGGUGGCACACAGAACCCGUUCCGAACUGGACACUGAGAACAGGUUAAGCAUGGAGAGGGUCACUGAGCUGCAGCAGCAGGUAGAGGAUUUACAGAAAGCCCUACAGGGCCAGGGAGCCAAGACUGAUGACUCUCACCUGAAGAGGAAACUGGAUGCUCAUAUGGUGCAACUGAACGAGGCGCAAGAUGAGAUCAUGAAGAAGAAGGAACUCCUGGAGGACUUGCAGCCAGACAACACACAGACCUCUCUGAGACUGGAUGAGCUGAUGGCUGCUCUGAAGAAGAAGGAUGAUGACAUGAGAGCCAUGGAGGAGAGAUACAAGAUGUACCUGGAGAAAGCACGCAAUGUGAUCCGUGCAUUGGACCCCAAGCUGAACCCAGCCACAGCAGAGAUCCAGGCUCUAAAGAACCAGCUGACGGACAGAGACAAGAGGAUCCUCAGCCUGGAGAGGGAGUGUGAGCAGGCAAAGCUGAGAGAGUAUGAAGAGAAGCUGAUUGUAACAGCAUGGUACAACAAGAGUCUGAGCUUCCAGAAGCUGGCGAUCGAGGCCCGUCUGGGGGGUCGCUCCACCUCCAUGGUGCCCCCAGGUCAGUCCUUCCUGACCCAGCAGCGCCAGGUCACCAACGCCGCCCGCAGGAACCUCUCUGUCAGCGUGCCUGCCACCACCACUAAGUAGACCUGGGAUGGGUGACUACUGAGGUGGGCCAGCGUGUGUACAGGCUUCUGCUAUUAAUGUUGAACCAUGAUUAGUUCAAUCAGGUUUGUUAGUGCUGGGCUGGAACAAAGGCCUGCUGACACUGCGGCCCUCUAGGACUGGGAUCUCCUACAUCUGACGUAAACAAACGAAUGGCUCCUCUCUAACUCCUUUCCAGAAAUGUACACUCAAGUGACCUUAAGCACAUUAGUUCUCAGUCCCUGGAGAGGGGACAAGCAUGCACUAACUGACUUGAACAUGAGCACUUACUCUAACCAGGUUCCCUACUCACUGAUACACCAGACGGUAACAGUUUUACGCCCCACUACAGUUUAGGAUGUUUAUAAUCUCCGGUAAUGAGUUUGGUCUGGCAACCCUACCAACAUGCUUUAUUAGCUUAGCACAUAGCCUAGCACAUAACACUAACUGAGCCCUACAAUAUACCUGUGUUAGUUUUGAGAAUGACACAAAUAUUAAUUUUCACAAAGUUUGCUGCUUCAGUGUCUUUAGAUAU